AUGGCUGCAAGUGAACCAGGUGUAUUAUUUUCUAGAGAAGAUAAUAAUUGGAGAAAAAAUUUAAUUAUACAAUUGCAAGAAAGGAAUAGAAAACAAACAUAUUGUUUUGCAGAUCUCAUUAGUUUGCAUAACAGAUUAUUUGAAAAUGCAAACACAUUACGUGGAGAAAAUAUUCAACUCACCAUAGCAAAUGAAACUCUUCGUCGAGAGGCAGCAAGUGGAGUUCCUGGAAUAAAUGUAAAUGCUGAUCUUGAAGCUCGUCUGCUAAAGCAAGCAGAAGAAUUAGCAACACUACAUAAAAGGAAAGGGGAACAUACACAACAAAUAGUGGAUCUUAAUAAUAAGUUACAAGAAAUGAUAAAGGAACUUAAAGCUAAAGAAAUAAGUCUUGCUGAAAGUAUGGAGCUCAAUGUUAAUUUACGGUCAGACAUAUCCAGAUAUCUUAGCAGAGAAAGAGAGUUGGAAAGUGUUAAUCAAAUGUUGAGAGAUGAGCACCAAGCCCUCCAACUUGCUUUUUCAUCUUUAGAAGAGAAACUCAGAAAAGCUCAGGAGGAAAAUCGUCAAUUAGUAGAACGCUUAAUUAAGUAUAAAACCCGCGAUGCAGAGAAAGUGAAUGAAGAAAAUGACAACUUUUUGAAAAAGAGGCAAGCUAAGAUGCAAAAGGAACUGGAGGACGCGGCUCGUGAUACACGACCUGUUAGCCCAGACAGAUCGAGUCUGGAAGACGGAAUUGCUUGUCUUCCUACUGCUGUACCGACAAAAGUGUCCGUCACGUUUAAUGCACACGACGGAGAAGUUUAUGCAGUAAAGUGGUCUCCCGUUGAGAGGAUCCUUGCCACCGGUGGAGCCGACAGGAAAGUGAAGCUUUGGAACAUCACAAAAGGUGGUUCAGAGAACAAAGGCAUUCUCGUGGGCAGUAACGCCGGAGUGAUGUGCGUCGAUUUUGAUUCAACGGGGACUCUCAUCCUUGGAGCAUCCAACGAUUAUGCCAGCAGGGUGUGGACUGUUAGCGAUCUUCGGCUAAAGCACGGCCUCUGACGCAUCGCAACCCCCG
This is a messenger RNA of Habropoda laboriosa, 1054 nucleotides long. RefSeq names its product autophagy-related protein 16-1-like (gene Atg16). Gene Ontology annotation, biological process: autophagosome assembly. Gene Ontology annotation, molecular function: protein binding. The record is from RefSeq and is a predicted model, not a curated record. The transcript has 8 exons. Lineage: Eukaryota; Metazoa; Arthropoda; Insecta; Hymenoptera; Apidae. Bases 1 to 1038 code for a protein of 345 amino acids. Gene Ontology annotation, cellular component: autophagosome membrane.